This is a messenger RNA of Leptonychotes weddellii (Weddell seal), 10139 nucleotides long. Lineage: Eukaryota; Metazoa; Chordata; Mammalia; Carnivora; Phocidae. The record is from RefSeq and is a predicted model, not a curated record.
AUGGAGAAGUCAAUUAAGAGACCCGAACCCAAGGAAAAUUAUGAGAAGAAAAUGAUGAUUGUCACUAUGAUAUUUUGUUCCUAUAAGGGGAUAAGGCAAUUAGAGUGCCAAACAAAUCCUGAAAUUCAGGGACUUUUCCAGCUCCAAUUUGCCAAAAAGACUUUCCAAACCACCAGAUUGAAAAAACGUACAAGGAAGGCCUUUGGAAUACGGAAGAAAGAAAAGGACACUGAUUCAACAGGUUCACCAGAUAGAGAUGGAAUUCAGCCCAGCCCACAUGAACCACCCUACAAUAACAAAGCAGAGUGUGCGCGUGAAGGAGGAAAAAAAGUUUCGAAGAAAAGCAAUGGGGCACCGAAUGGAUUUUAUGCGGAAAUUGAUUGGGAAAGAUAUAACUCUCCUGAGUUGGAUGAAGAAGGCUACAGCAUCAGACCCGAGGAACCCGGCUCUACCAAAGGAAAGCACUUUUAUUCUUCGAGCGAAUCGGAAGAGGAAGAAGAAUCCCACAAGAAAUUUAAUAUCAAGAUUAAGCCAUUGCAAUCUAAAGACAUUCUUAAGAAUGCUGCAACUGUAGAUGAGCUGAAGGCGUCCAUAGGCAACAUUGCACUUUCCCCAUCACCAGUGGGUCUAAUACAGUUAGUGGGCAUUUGGAAGUUAUCUGGGGUUCUUUUAGAUCAGCCUGAGAUAUGGGGUUCAGGCCAACCAAUUAAUCCAAGCAUCGAGUCGCCAAAGUUAACAAGGCCUUUUCCCACUGGAACACCCCCACCAUUGCCUCCCAAAAACGUACCAGCCACCCCACCCCGAACAGGCUCCCCGCUCACAGUUGCACCAGGAAAUGACCAGUCAGCCACAGAGGUCAAAAUUGAAAAACUACCAUCAAUCAAUGACUUGGACAGCAUUUUUGGCCCAGUGUUAUCCCCCAAGUCUGUUGCUGUUAAUGCUGAAGAAAAGUGGGUCCAUUUUUCUGAUACGUCCCCGGAACAUGUUACUCCAGAGUUGACUCCAAGGGAAAAGGUGGUGUCCCCACCAACUGCAUCAGACAACCCAUCUGACUCCCCAGCUCUGGGCCCCCCGGGCCCUCCAGGCCCCCCAGGACCCUCUGGUCCUCCUCGAAAUGUACCGUCGCCGCUCAAUUUAGAAGAAGUCCAGAAGAAAAUCGCUGAGCAGACCUUCAUUAAAGAUGAUUACUUAGAAACAAUCUCAUCUCCCAAAGAUUUUGGGCUGGGACAGAGAGCAACCCCACCUCCCCCACCACCACCCACCUACAGGACUGUGGUUUCAUCCCCUGGACCUGGCUCGGGCAGUGGUACGGGGACCACCAGUGGUGCAUCAUCCCCUGCUCGACCAGCCACUCCCUUGGUUCCCUGCAGCAGCACCACCCCUCCACCGCCUCCUCCCCGGCCUCCAUCUCGGCCAAAGCUACCUCCAGGAAAACCUGGAGUUGGAGAUGUGCCCAGACCUUUUAGCCCUCCCAUACAUUCUUCCAGCCCUCCUCCGAUAGCACCCCUUGCCCGAGCUGAAAGUACUUCUUCAAUAUCAUCCACCAAUUCCUUGAGCGCAGCCACCACUCCCACAGUUGAGAAUGAACAGCCUUCCCUCGUUUGGUUUGACAGAGGAAAGUUUUAUUUGACUUUUGAAGCUAUUCAGAUCUACUUAGUACAUAUUAAUGACAUGUUGCUGGAUAUUAAUUCUGUACCUCUUUUUGGUACAGUGGGAAACGAUAAUACUCAAAAUGAUGCCAAUACCAAGGAAUUCUGGGUAAACAUGCCAAAUUUGAUGACUCACCUAAAGAAAGUGUCGGAACAAAAGCCCCAGGCUACAUAUUAUAAUGUGGACAUGCUCAAAUAUCAGGUGUCUGCCCAGGGCAUUCAGUCCACACCUCUGAACCUGGCCGUGAACUGGCGGUGUGAGCCGGUCAGCACUGACCUGCGCAUAGAUUACAAAUACAAUACGGAUGCAAUGACAACUGCCGUAGCCCUCAACAAUGUGCAGUUCCUGGUCCCCAUAGAUGGAGGAGUAACCAAGCUCCAGGCCGUGCUCCCACCCGCAGUCUGGAAUGCUGAACAACAAAGAAUAUUGUGGAAGAUUCCUGAUAUUUCUCAGAAGUCAGAAAAUGGAGGGGUGGGUUCUUUAUUGGCGAGAUUUCAGUUGUCUGAAGGCCCAAGCAAACCCUCCCCGUUGGUCGUGCAGUUCACAAGUGAAGGAAGCACCCUUUCUGGAUGUGACAUUGAACUUGUUGGAGCAGGGUAUCGGUUCUCACUCAUCAAGAAAAGGUUUGCUGCAGGAAAAUACUUGGCAGAUAACUAAUAAAAUCUUAUGCAAGGAUUUGGAGGAUUCAUAUAAUGGAGAACUGUUGUAUGAGAAACAGGUUUUAAUUUUGGUUUGAUGGAAACAAACCAAAAUCUGCACUUGGGACAUAUCUGCUGGAAAUGUCCAUGACUUUCAGCAAUGAUUUCCCUCACACAAUACCAUGAUGACCAGUCUUAACAGUAUUUACUUCUAGGUGUAAUAUUGUUAAUGGUUUUAAAAUGUAAUUAUUGUAUUUGUAAAUUGUACUCAUUCCAGUAAGGCAGUUAGACACUUGAGUUUUAGCAUUUUACCAUUCCUAAAAUGGAUGUAAUUUAAACUGUGGUAUGUAAAUUUAAUAGUAGUACUGUUGAAUGGCACAAUGCUUACAGAGGUAGAUUGCAUUUUGUCAAUAUAUAAAAUUUAAAUAUAAUAUUGAUAGCUGUCAUAAAGGGGGUGCCACAUACAAAGAAAAUUAAGUGGAACCAGAAAAAAAAAAACUUCCUUUUCUUCAAUCCUUAGUAGGUUUUACUCUAGUGCUAAAUAAAAAUUCUAUCUUCAAAUAUUUAGUGGGUUAAAUUCAGAAACUAUUUCAGAAAAAAAAAGUUCUAAAGUUACAGCAUAUUCAAGAAGAGCAUUAAUUACCACUUUUUAAAAAGCUUUUUUUUCAAACUGCAAAUUUCAUAAAAAUGCGAACUGUGUAAACAGGGCCUCUUAUUUUUAUAACUUGUGUAAAAAGGGAAAGCAAUUCAUAUUUAAAGUUUAAGUAUAUGAAAUUAUAAUCAAGAGUAAAGAAGAUGUUGAAGUCUUAACUACUUCCCCCUCUCUCUGCAGUUUAACGAAUGUGGAGAUUGCUGAAUAAUAUCAGAUUAAAGCCAAAAUUGUGAUUCUAAAAUUUCAAGACUUUCCAUAGUUGAACUGCUGAACAACUUUUGCACAAUUACUCUAAAUAGUCUCUCCCAUCUAGCAUGGAGAAUGGUACCACAUAUCUUUCUCUUUACCUGCAGGAAUCAAAACAUUAAGACUAAAAUUCAGAAUAAAAAAUUAGUGCCCCGUUUAAGUCCAGAAGGAAAAUUUUAAUCAUCAUCAUUUAUAUCGUUUGAGAAGGAAAAAAAAAAGCUUUAUAAAUGAAAUUCAAUCCACAUUAUUGUGCAAUAAAUUUCCUUUUGGAUAAGAUUCAUGGUAUGUUAACUAUAAAUUUUUGCCAUUCUCUGAGAAUCAGAGAGUUAUCAAAAAUUUAUGUCAUAAUUUAAUUGUCGCAAGGUAUAAUUAAAACUAAUUACUCAGUCUGGCCUCACAAUGUGACUAUUCAGAACGGAGAAGCACUUCUUCUGGGGUGGGUCUUGGUUGUAAAACUCUCCUCCUCUACUAUCUGAAAACAUGAAACUUCCUUUAAGUCAUAGACCUUCUUUUAAACAUGAACCAAUUCUUAUUCUAAGUUAUACUAUUAAAUAACUGGAAUUCUUAAGCUGUUGUAUUUAUCAUUAGUUGCUAAAUUUUAUUUUAUGUUCACUUACAUUUGACAAAGAAUCAUUAGUUCCUUUAAAUUUUAGAAUCAAAUUAAAUUUUGUAAGUCUUACUUUUAAAAUGAGAUUGUGACUGGCAAUUGUUUAUAGUGGAACUUUUUAAAUUAAUAUUUGUACUUCUCAAUCAGUGCUUGCUACCGAGAGAAUGUUCAAAAUGAUCUGUUUUACCUCAGAAGAAUUCCUACUAUUCAAACACUCUCAGUUGGCUCCCCAGACAGUCUGGUGUGGAAGUUUUUUGGACAAAUUAUUAAUAUACUCAUUUUAAGUAAAGAUAUUCAAUUUGAUUUUGAAACCAAAAUAGAAAAUGCAAACUUUUAAAUCCCACAAAACAUGGGGAAACAUCAAACACUGAAACCAAUGGAGAGUAAGCAGCAGAAAACUGAGAAUUAUCCAGCAUACGAAUAUAAAAAUGCGUUUUUAAGUAAUCAAUUCAUAAGGAAAACGUAUUGAGUAUUAACACGAAACAUAUUAAAAAUGUGUAAAUAUUACUGGUUCUUAUGUCUUGCUCUUUAUAUUUUAUUUUAUAUAGUUCUAGAGUGAAUUAGUAAUUAAACACAAGGGUUUUUUUCAAAGAAUAAUUUUGUUGAUAUUGUAAAAAUAUAAUUUAAAACAUAGACUACAAUAAUCUCUAACAUUAUUCAAACAUUUCCAGGAACUAAAUUUGACACUAUGAAGAUCUCUUAUGAUCCCUUAGCUGGUCUUUGUGAAACAGAAUGGAGGUCAUUGGCUUCAUAAUUAUUAAACUUUCAAUAACCAGAACCUCAAUAGAGAAGAUAUCCCUUCUCCUUUCAGAAAAAUAGGUCAAAUAAUAACACAAUAAACUCAUAUCAGGGCUUUAGAUUUUGGUAGGUUUUUUUUUUUUUAAUCUUGUAGUUUACAAUCUCCUCUUAUACCCGUAUCCAUAGUACUGUACAGUAAGAAUUCAUAUUAGGAAAAAAGAUCCUAGACAAUGCAAGGGUCUCUACUAUAUACUAAAAAAAAAUUGUCAGGUUCAUUAUCAAUUCCUAAAACAGAACAAAAUGGGCAAGUACAUAUUAAUAUUUUCAAUACCAGGGGUUAAAAUAAAGAGUUCUCAUUAACCAGAACACCAUUUCUUGAGAUUCAUGAUUUUAAAAGUUUCUGUUCUAACAAGAUAGAAAGUAUGAAUGAUAUUGCUUUAUUUUGACAACAUGAAAAGUAUGUUUUUCUUUUUAAAUAAAUUCCAUAUUUUCUUGAUAUUUUGAAAAAUAAAUUCUUGUUAAGAAUUAGUCUGAAUUUUACCAUAGUUGGAAUUUAUAAUUCCUAAGAAUUAAAUUUUUAAUUAUUUUUAAAGCUCUGUUCUUCUCUACACCUACAGAAAAAUGAAAAUUCACUGUAUGGUAUUUGGGAAUCUAUUUCACCUAGAAAGAAAGAAUGUCCACAUUUCAAAUGGUUUUGAGUGAAUAGAGAUGUUUUAUUUUUGCUUUUAUGUAUUUUUACUCAAUCUGCAAAGUGUUUGAGGCAAUCAUGACACAUAUUUUCAUUUCUAAAUCUUCUUUUCAAAGAAGCCUAGUGACUACAUUAACCUUAUCGCAAACUGCUGUUGUGUGACGUUGGACAAAUCGCUGCCUUUCUCAGUUUCUCAUCUUUAGAAUGAGGGAUUGGGAUUGCCAGUGGUUUUCAAGUUUUUCUUAACAGCAGGACUUUUUUCUACUAAAAUUGCAUAUGGAAUCCUGUUGGGUAAAACAGCUCAAAACAAUGAUGGAGUUCCUGCAGCACUUUAGAUCUGGGCGCCCCAACCCCACCCCAGUAGGAUUUAAACACUGUCAUAACACACCAGCCACCUAUAAAAUUUCUCCCACCUCUGAAGUUCCAAGAUUCGACUAGAUCAGAUAGAUCCACUGUGGCGGCUUCAUAAGAAAACUUGUACAAUCACAGUAAUUGACUGAUAGAUAAUAAAAAUUUACAUUUACUUGAGUGCUUACCAUAUACCAGUCACUACAGAUAUUAGCUAAUUUAAUCCUCAUAGCAACUGAAAAGUUAAGUACUCUUUGUGAUUCCUGUUUCACAAUUGAUGACAUUGAGGCUUAGAGUAAUUAAUUUCCCCCAAGUGACAUAGCAGCGGGAAGUAACCCAGUUGUCUUGACUGCAGAGGGGGCCUCUGACCAGUUUUGCUUGUUCAUUCUGGGAAAUAAACUCUUCUAUUUUAUUUUACUAUACAUACAUCAUUUGAAUCCUAAGGUUAACGGUGCUAUGGAAAAUUAGUAUCAAAAUAAGGAUAAUUCCAAUAGCAAAAUUGUUGGAAAAGGGUAUGUUUCUCAGAGUAUGACUUGUGGACCACUUGUAUUAACAUACAUUUAAAAGGGCAAUGAUUUUGGUUCAGUCACCACUAUCCCAGAACCUAGACGAUAGCAGGAAUCAACAAGUUUAUAUUGAAUGAAUAAAUCUCUAGGGAUGGAGUUUAGGAAUGUGUAUUUUGACAAGCACCCAAAAUCUGAGAACCACUGCCCUAAUAGACCUCUGAGGUCCUUCUUAGUUAUGACAUUAUAUCAAAUUUUAAACAUUAAAUUGAAAGUUGACUAUCAUUUUUCUAGUGAGUUUAUUUUUUCACUCAGUCCAUUUAACUUUCUCCAAUCUUAAAAAAAAAAAAAAAAGGAUUCAGGGCUUUUUCUAGGAAAAUCCCUAUCUUUUCCUUAAAGUUCUCCUGUCAUGCUAUCUAGUCUCAAAGUGGCCUGAAAUGCAUUCUCUCGUUUUCGUAUUUCUGUCCUUUUCGUCAAUGUCUUAAAAGACCUAGAGAAGCAGUAGGCUGAUUGCAAGCUGUCUCUCACUGCAAAUACAAAGUCCCAAUAAAUGUCUUCCUCCUUGCAAGAGACACUCAGAUGGAUAUGUAGAUUGUGAGCUGGCCCUAUUUAUCUUGUAGACCUUUGAAUUGGAUGCUUUAUAAGCAUGGACCAGUGUCAUUCUAGAAGAGUUGCACCAAUCAUUUUUAUUUUUCCUUUAUUUUGUUCAUAAUAAUCACAGCUGUCAAUUAAAUUUGAAUGACACAGUAAAAUAUAUAGAUACUACUAAGAAGAUGACUUUGUUGAGUUUUGCUUUUUUUUUUUUAAGCUUUCUUUUUUCCUUACAGAUUAUGCAUUCAGCAAAAUCCCAUUCAGUCUAAAAGUACUCAUUUUGCCACAUGGUUUUCUGACCAGCAAUUUUUUUUAAUGGAAGCAAAAUUUUUUAUGAUAUUAAAAGGAGGAUGACCUCUAAAUAAGUUAAUAUAAGUAAGAAUGAUGUUUCCUUGAAAUAAGUCAAAUUAAGUUGCUGAUAUGAAUGUACAAAUCGAUCUGUGUUACACUGAUUGAAGAAAGUGUUCUGAUAACCCACCCCACCACUUUUAACUGUGUGCACUUCUGUUAGGAGGCUUUAUUGGAUUUUCCUGCUUCUUUUGUGUUUGGUUUUUUUUUUUUUUCCAUUUGGCAAACAACAUCUAAAUGCGAUUCCCUCACUCAUGAAUUAAACAUGCUUGCCAUUACAUUACUUUUUGUGCAUGGAAUGUAUGGAGGGAAAAUGAGGUAGAAAUCCAAUAUUUAAAUCUCCAAAUAUUAACAAACAACAACAAAAGAAAACCCACUAGCUUUUCCCUGGGUCAUUGCUUUGAUGUUCUGUCAUCUUCUGUAGGCUAAAGUUGCAAUUUUAAUAUCUAAUUCAAAUUGAAAAAUUCUUUUUGACAGAAAGUCAAAUUUUAGGGUCUCUUGAGUUGACUGUGGUCGGAUCUCCUGACUUCCCCUCAUGUUUAAUAUUUGAUCUCUAUCCUAAAUGAGUAUUCUUGUGAGAGAAGGCACCUCCUUAUUGACAUUCACCAUAAGUAUAACAAUUUAUUCUCUAGGUAUAACUUCUAAAGUUAUUUUUCCUUGACUUAUAGUAUUUUUGAUUGCCUCCUUCUAUCCCUAGGGUGGUAGGUUGCUUAUUCUAAAUACACCUUUAACCUUAUAAGAAAAGAUGUUUCAAUGAGAAGCAAAUAUAUUUUUAUGUGUCCCUUAAUGCUUAAAAGAAAAUAAUUAAAGGAUACUUCUGCAUUCACCUAUAUUCCAGUAUUUUCCAAAUCGUGUCCAAGUCUACUGUUAUUCACAAAUGUUCACUGUGUCCUGAGAAUAUAUGAUCCUAUGCCAUAGUCCCCACUCCUCGGACAUUUGAUAAUAAAGGUUAGUGUUUUAAUGAAGCUUAAGAAAGUUAUUAAAUCACAUAAACACUUUUUUUUUCCUAAACACACCUUGAAGAAACUUUAGAAAAGCUUUCCUGUAACACCAGCUUACAUAUCCUUCAAGAACCACAAAUAAUACAACCAGGAAUAUUUUGAAAGGAUGCUUCUGGGUUCUUGUUUAACUUUAAGAAAAAUUCCUGCCAUUUCAAAUGAAUUAAUAUCAUCUUAAAUUUCAUUAGUAUAUCUUAGUGAAUUUAACUUUAUCACCUAAAAUAUUAAAAAUAAAACAACAAUGUUGUUUUAAUAUUUUAAUUUUUUAAGUAUUAUUUUUAAGGUCUGCUCCUAUGACCAGCACAUCACGCCACCAUCUGUUGAAAACAAUCCAAAUUUUUUUACAGAAUGAAAUUUAAGAAAUUGAAUCAUGAUAGAUGAACGCUGACCGCAUUUUUACAUAAUCUUGUUAGAAACUAUAUGAAAAACAUUUUUAAAUGAGAGGGAUAUAUUAUUUAGCAAAGAUUUUGCAGAACCCUACACUCUAUUAAUGAACAUUUCACAGUUCUUUUUUGCUAGGCCUUAUUCUGCAAAUCAAUUGUUUUUACACAAAAUCAGCAAAAUUCCUUUAAAAAAAUUCCUGGACAAACUGAUUCAGAGUAAAGCUGAAUCACUUUACAUUUCUCCAAAUAUAGCUCAAUUUUUAAUUCAUUCAGAGGUUGUGAAUUGGCUUGAUAGAUAAGCCAUUUAUCAUUUUAAAUAUUCCAUUGAAUGAGUAUAUCAUGCAAAUGUUAAUUCCAUCUCAUUUGUUCAGUUAUAUAUUACUUCAUUGACAUUUUCUCUCCUUUUCUUAUUUUUGACAAAACAAAUGCUUAGUGUUAUUCAUACAUGCAUCAUUACUUCAAACUAUUUUAAUAAUACACCAAAUGACUACCACUGGGAUCACUGUCCCAAGGUCCAAAGUCAGAUUUUUUUCUUUUCCUUGUGAGAGAUGAUAGGAUGAUAAUUCUUAUAGCUGUGUUGACUUUGCAGUUCUGUAUUGAAUUCUUGCUUUGUUCAGUGGAGGUGCAUGAAAGAGAUUGGCUCCUGUCUGAUCCGUCUGUUUCUCUCUCAAUCUAAGAGAGUUGGAAAAUUGCUCCUGAUUAUUUUUUCUUGAAAAAGCCAAGUGUUGGUAUAUUUAUGAUGAUAUGCUAAUCUUAUCUCUGAGCAGAGUUCAUUACAGGCCAAGCAGUCCUUUAUGGAGCUGGCUUUUUUAACUGUUUGAAUAUUAUUGGGUUUCAAUAUACAAAUACUUUUUUUAAAAUUUUUCACUUCGUGUAGAAAAAAAAAAACUCUAUAAAUGAAAUGAUCAAGUUUUAAUUUUCAUGCCUCCUAAGUGGCAUUCAUUUUUUUUUCUUACUUUAACAUUCAGAGAAACUAGGAAAAGAAUCCCAGAGAAAUUUUGCUGUGUUUCUAUAGGUAAUAAAAUUCCAUCCGUUGUCUUUCUUAAGAAAAAUGCUGUUAGUGUAUCCUUUAAUCUGACUUGGUGGUAGCCUUUAUUCAGAACUCCCCAUGAUCUUUAUAGCAACAGUAAACUGAAUUUCUUCAUGACCUUGUACGCAGUAUAUAUAAUUUCACAGAAUUCCUUGAGCAUAACAUAUUUAUAAAAGAAAUUGUGGGUUAAAAUACUCACAUAUUUAAAAUAUUUUUUAAAUCUAGUUAAAAUGUUGAUGCCUGGCUCUUUUUCCUACAUGUGUAAUUCAACAGAGAGUACUUUUAUUCUCAUAGCCGUUACUGCUUUGUCUAUGAUGAAAGGUUUAUUGCUUCUGUGCUGUGCUCAAGAAAAAAACCAGCAAAAGAAGCAAGGGUUCACUGCUGCAAAGCUGUUGAGCAAUGGUGACAUGAAUGUGUAUAGUACUGACUUAUGGAAGAUAAUCAUGAGAACAUUUUGACGUUACUUGCCUUAUGAGUUAGAAAAGGUGUGGAUAUCAUUUUUUUGUAAAUAAUGAUUUUUACAAAUGUUUUUUCCUUCAUAAUUUUCCCAAUCACCCAUUUCACAAAAUCCUGAAUAUGCAAUUAUUUAUCAUGACACAUUACUGCAACUAGGGUUCCCGUUUCAGAACAAACUUUAAUUAUACAUGAGAUCAAGAUGAAAUAUCUAAAGUAAGUUGUUAUUUAAAUGUGAUUUUUUUUCUGGAAAAUAAAUGAAAAAU